CGGCCCGGCCCCGCCAUGCCGCACAGCUUCAAGCCCGGAGACCUGGUCUUCGCCAAGAAAGGGUACCCGCACUGGCCGAUUGAUGACAUAGCAGACGGCGCUGUGAAACCCCCGCCCAACAAGUACCCCAUCUUCUUCUUUGGACACACGAGACCCUUCUUGGGACCUAAGGACCUGUUCCCUUACGACAAGUACAAGGACAAAUACGGGAAGCCAAACAAGCGAAAAGGCUUCAAUGAGGGAUUGUGGGAAAUCCAGAACAACCCCCAUGCCAGUUACAGUGCUCCUCCGCCAGCGAGCUCCUCCGACAGCGAAGUUCCUGAGAAUGACCCGGUGGCAGGGAGUGAUGGAGGAGAGGAGGAAGACGAAUCGGCUGCCAUGGCAGUUGCUACUGUCGCUGCAGCAGCCAUGGAGAAGCUCGACAGCGAUGAGGAGUCCGACAAGGGGAGCGACCAUAGUGGGCUGAAACGAAAAGCGCUAGCUAUGAAAAUGCCAGUGGCUAAACGACCCCGGAAAUCCUCCAGCGACCUCGACCAGGGCAGUGCGUCUCCCUCGGAAGAGGAGAACUCAGAAAGUUCUUCUGAGUCAGAGAAAAAUAGUGACCAGGACUUUACUCCAGAGAAGAAGCCAGUGACCAGAGCUCCCAGGAGGGUGUCUGCAGGUGGAAGGAAGAAAAAGAAGGUGGAUUCGGGGUCCGACUCGGACUCCAAGGUGGAUUCGGAGGAGGAAAACGAGACAGUGGACAUGACUAAGUCGGACUCUGAUUCAGACUCCGACUCGGACGUGUCUGUGAAGAAGGUUCCACGGGGCAGGAAGCCAGCUGAGAAGCCGCCCCCAAAGCCUCGCGGCAGGAAACCAAAGCCUGAGAGAGCUCCGACCAGCUCCAGCAGCGACAGUGACAGUGACAGCGACGUAGAUCGCAUCAGCGAAUGGAAGAGGCGUGACGAGGAGCGCCGCCGGGAGCUGGAGGAGAAGAGGAAGAGGGAGCAGGAGGAAGAGAUCCGCCGGCUACGGGAGCAGGAGAAAGAGGAGAAGGAAAAGAAGAAGGAGAAGGCGGAGAAGGGGGAGGAGGCGCACUCAGAUAGUGACAGCAGCAUGGAUGACGAGGUGGCCAAGAAGGGCAGGAAGAUCCGAGGCAAGGACCAGUUGUCAUCGGACUCUGACUUGGAGCUGGAGAAAGAGGUAAAGAAGCCGCUGAAGAAGCAGCAGCCCUCAGAGUUGUCAAGGAAACCGAAUCUAAAGGAGAAAAGGGGCCGAUCGGAGGAGAAACCUCGCAACAAACCCUUAAGAGUGGAGCGAGGCCGGAGAAAGUCUGACGUGAUCCCAGAGAGGAGGAUGGAGAAGAAGAAGGAGCCUACAAUCGAAGAGAAGCUUCAGAAACUUCACAGCGAGAUCAAGUUUGCCCUGAAAGUUGAUAAUCCGGAUAUCAAGAGGUGCCUGAAUGCGCUGGAAGAGCUGGGAACCCUGCAGGUCACCUCUCACAUCCUCCAGAAACACACUGAUGUGGUGGCUACGCUGAAAAAGAUCCGUCGCUACAAAGCUAACAAGGACGUGAUGGAGAAGGCUGCCGAGGUUUACACCCGCCUGAAGUCACGCGUCCUGGGGCCGAAGAUCGAGGUGAACCAGAAAGCCAACAAAACUGGGAUGGAGAAAGACAAGGGAGAUGCAGAGAAGGGCCAGGAGAAGCUGUCGGGAGGGGAGGCCCAGAACGAGAAAGAAGAGGAGGAGACCAAUGCUGAUCUGUCAGCCCCCGUAAACGGUGAAUCCAUGUCCCAGAAAGGGGAGAGCGUGGAGGAUAAGGAGCGAGACAAAGCCCAGGGAUCUGGCGACGGAGAGCGAGAGGCAUCCCCAGAAGACACACAUGACGCGCAAGACUAUCCCGAGAUCAAAAGGCCCAGUACCGACAGAGAGAGGGUCCGCCUGGAGUCAGAAUCCGAGGAGGAGGAGGACAGCUGAGGCCAUGGCUCCUGCACGGAGGAGAAACACUCGCAGGGUCUCUGCACUGAAGGCAGUGAAGGAGACCGGCUCUGCCUUGCCCCCAUGUUUCAGAGUUACUUCACUAAGUCGCACUGUAGCUGAUGCCUAGGUCUUGUUCCCCCGCCCCUCCUGCUCCUGUGAAAGGAAAGAACUUCUGGGGAGGCUGUGCCGUAUGUUUGUAUUUGUCUCCUUGGUUUUUUGUUGGGUUCCCCCCCCCCCUAAAUUCUUGUGAU
Messenger RNA from Gopherus evgoodei (Goodes thornscrub tortoise), 2210 nucleotides. It is a transcript of the gene HDGFL2, whose product is annotated as HDGF like 2. The record is from RefSeq and is a predicted model, not a curated record. Gene Ontology annotation, biological process: regulation of transcription by RNA polymerase II. NCBI's taxonomy places the organism in Eukaryota, Metazoa, Chordata, Testudines, Testudinidae. Gene Ontology annotation, molecular function: double-stranded DNA binding; transcription coregulator activity. Gene Ontology annotation, cellular component: nucleus.